Ipomoea triloba (trilobed morning glory) is the source of this 579-nucleotide messenger RNA. RefSeq names its product agamous-like MADS-box protein AGL61. Gene Ontology annotation, biological process: regulation of transcription by RNA polymerase II. Lineage: Eukaryota; Viridiplantae; Streptophyta; Magnoliopsida; Solanales; Convolvulaceae. Bases 1 to 579 code for a protein of 192 amino acids. The record is from RefSeq and is a predicted model, not a curated record. Gene Ontology annotation, molecular function: DNA-binding transcription factor activity, RNA polymerase II-specific; RNA polymerase II cis-regulatory region sequence-specific DNA binding; protein dimerization activity. The transcript has a single exon.
AUGUCUCGUAGAAAUACUUCUAGAGGAGUGACAAGAGGUCAGCACAGGGUUCCCCUUGCUAGAAUAGAAAAUGAGGUUCAUGGUCUUGUAACAUUUUCAAAACGGCGCACUAUUUUAUUUAAAAAAGCCAGUGAGAUGUCCACUUUAUGUGGCACCGAAAUUGCGAUGGUGGUAUUCUCACCAUCUGGCAAACCUUUUACCUUUAGCAACGCUGAUAUGAAUACCGUCCUUACCAAGUACUUUGGUGAAAUCCCCACAACAGAAGCCAACAUCGCUGAACCUAUUAUCCGUGCUCACCAGGAGGCAAAAAUGAGAGCGAUGACCUCUCAAAUCAACAUCCUUGAAGCUCAAAUCGAUGAAGAAAUGUUGGUCAAUCGAGCUCUGAGAGAGGCUAAAAAAGGUAGACCAUCCAAUUCAGAUCUUCAAUUGCCUGAGCUACAACCCAUGAAACACCGCAUGGAAACACUCCGUGAUCAAGUAAUGGAGAAAUUAAAUAUGUUUUCCAUAAUGAAGGCACAAUCUCAAGCCAUGGAAACUCGCUUUGGAGCCAAUGAUGGCGCUGGACCAAGUGGUGUUUAA